AGUUCGGCUAACACUAAUUGUUUCAGUUUCGCCUAGAUAGUUAAGCGUUGAACGUUCUGAAAAAGCACAGGCAAAAGCAACACGCAAUGGCAACUGUUAUAGUGGAAGAGGUGGUGGAAGAAAUUGUCGAAGAAGUUGUCGAAAAUACCGUUGAAGAUGUGGUCGAAACUACAGUAGAAGAUACCGUUGAAGAAGCAGUCGAAGAUUCUGUUGAAGAGACAGUAGAAUCUACAGUUGAAACUUCUGUUGAAAAUGCAGUCGAAAAUGCGGUUGAUGACGCAUUGGAUGAUAUAGUAGAAGGCAGUGUAGAAGAAGCAGUAAGUUCCUCGAUAGGGAAAACGAUCGUCAAAAUCAUCGUCGGUCUCAUCGCGGCUGUUGUCGUAAUUUCUCCCAUCAUUGAUCUAAUAAAAGCUGCCACUGGUGUCGGUAAGAAAAAAUGCCCUCUUGACGAAAAGACGAAGAGCAAGAUGACCCGUUCAGAAGGUGUUCUGGACGCUCUUAACGCACUUGUUAAAGCCUGGUUAGAAAAACUGAAAACAUAUAAUAAGGAAGACUCUCUCGGAAAGAUUACCUAUAAAGGCAAGACUGCAGAUGCUGCUGGCGUGGUGUUCAGUCUGUUCAACGACAUGAAAGAGGAGCUCAAGAAAGCUUCCCGAAUUGCUGACGAGUGCAAAGAAAACUGCGAAUGGGAAGCAAACAUUGACCAAUUCGAACUUGAUGUAAUCCAGGCAGCCUACAAUGUGAAUGCCAUUUUUAUUGCCAAAGAUUUGGGUUCUGUGAUGAAGCAGAAAAAUUUCCCUCCAGAAGCGGAUCGUCAAAAGAUGACAGAUGCGUUUAAUAAGUACUACAAUGAGGACUGGAAGAUGAUGAUCAAAUUGAAUGCAAAGAAGAACUUAACAAAAGCUGUUCAGGACGGGGCUAAAAAAGCGGCAACAACAGCAGUUACAUCACUCAUCAAAAAACCUCUUUCUGACGGAAUCAAGUCAGGAAUCGAAAACGAAGUCGUUCCUGGAGUAAAGAGUGGGGCCAAAAAUGCCGCUCAGGCAGAGACAAAAGUGGUCUUUAACGAAUGGAAUAAGCGGAUCAAUUUACACGCUGCCAUACCAGGUUAUGGAAUUGCUACGCUUAAGAAUUGGAUGAUGGAAAACAUCAAGCCCGAAGCUGUGAAAAAAUCCACGGAGAAAGCUAAGGCUGCUGCAAAUGCUAUCAUGCAGCUUCCUCCUGCACAGAUCAAGAUUAUGAACAUUACGUCAACCACCAAGGACCAAGUGUUGCGCCAGUACAAGAACCAGAUCAAGAAAACUGCUGACAAGGCGGCUGAUGACUACAUUCAGAAAGCGCUUGCUGAACACAAGAGUAAAUAGGACAACACCCUGAACAG
Messenger RNA from Dendronephthya gigantea, 1381 nucleotides. RefSeq lists its product as uncharacterized. The record is from RefSeq and is a predicted model, not a curated record. Bases 87 to 1364 code for a protein of 425 amino acids. The transcript is spliced from 8 exons. NCBI's taxonomy places the organism in Eukaryota, Metazoa, Cnidaria, Anthozoa, Malacalcyonacea, Nephtheidae.